AUGCCAUCAAUACCCCCCACGACCAUUGAAGAGAUCCUGGCGACAGGAACCAUCGAUCCAGUCUUCGCCGACGCAGUGAAAUCGUCCUCCCUCAAACCCGGCUCGAGCUAUACGGCCCAGGAGCUCAAAGAUCUCACUGUUGCCGCUCUACCCGCAUAUCACAGCCAGCUCUCGCACACACGCCCACGGAAUAUCACCGAAUCGGCACAUUUCAUCAAACUCCGCGAUGAUUACCCUUGCCGUAUCAUUGUGUGUCAUCUCACCUCCGACCUUUCGGGCACGACGCCUAGGCCGUUGAUCCUCCUGUUCCAUGGGGGCGGACAUACGGUAGGGUAUCCAGAAAUGGAACUACCGCUGGCGCGAAAGCUGGUAAUGGAGCAUGCCGCCAUAGUCAUCUGCGCCUCCUACCGACUGGCACCUGAAUUCCCGUUCCCGUUCUCGAUCUGCGAUGCGUGGGAGACACUGGAAUUCGCCGCAAGUGAGUCGCGCAAAUCCAACUCGGCGAUCCUGCCCAAAUGUACCGACGCUCGUCUCGGCUUCAUUGUCGGCGGUGUCUCGGCCGGGGCCAACUUGUCCGCCUCCCUCGCCCAUCUCGCUCGCGACCAUAACCUCUACCCGCCACUGACCGGCCAGGUCCUCUGCGCCGGCACCUUCAUCUCACCAGACCAUGUGCCUGAGAAGUACCGGGAGCGGUAUCAGUCGUGGACGCAGAACGCCAAUGCGCCGAUGAUGGACAAAGAGCUGUAUACGGUCUUCCACACUGCGUUCAGCCCCGACGCCACUAGUAAGUUGUGGGCCAGCUUCGACCAGCACCAUCCAUCAGAUGAAGGAACAGGGUCGGUGCGGCACGGCCAUCUUGGUGUAGCCCCUGCAUAUUUCCAGGUCUGCGGUGUGGACAUGUUUCGGGAUGACGGUUUGAUUUACGAGCGUGUGCUCAGGGAGGAGUGCGAUGUGCCGACGAGGUUGGAUUUGUAUCCUGGCUGGGGACAUUGUUGGUGGAGUACAUUCCCAGAGCUGGAGAUGAGUAGGAAGAGGAUGAACGACAUCGUUGAAGGCGUCAGGUGGUUGUUGAAUGUUGGACGAACAGCUGGAACAUGA
Rhinocladiella mackenziei CBS 650.93 is the source of this 1098-nucleotide messenger RNA. RefSeq lists its product as uncharacterized. Bases 1 to 1098 code for a protein of 365 amino acids. The record is from RefSeq and is a predicted model, not a curated record. The transcript has a single exon. Gene Ontology annotation, molecular function: hydrolase activity. NCBI's taxonomy places the organism in Eukaryota, Fungi, Ascomycota, Eurotiomycetes, Chaetothyriales, Herpotrichiellaceae.